AUGAUCUCGGAUCAUCUCCAACCUUCUCUUGAUGAGCAGAUCCGCGUCGAAUCCGACACGAACGACACAAAACAGCCUCCCACAAACGGAGGAGACCAGGAAACCCCAUCAUGCACCAUAUGCCACCAUUUCGCCAACGGCUUCGAGACCAGCACGCUAACGGCAGACUUUCUUGUUUCUGCUGGCAAAUGUCAAGGAUGUUCAAUAAUCUUGCAGGCUCUUGAUGCCGUCACCGAUAUUCGACGGCCGGAAUUCACGACUAUCGAUAUUAGGCGCAAAGAAGCGGUCGACUAUUGGCAUCUUUUCGACCCCCAGAAUGUCUUAAAUGUGGCAUGCAAGCAGGAGGGUGAACCAUAUGGCGGUAUGGUGCUGUUUGGCCGAAAGUAUGUGGACAAGAGACCGAAUGAUUACCAGAUCUACACUCCGGUUGAUGCUGGAGAAGAUUCUGCUAUUCCGUGGCUCGGUAUACGCAAUAGUGAAAAAGACAAGUACCGAGAGCUAUUAAGCAACCUCGAAGACCGUUUGAGCCAAGCGCGCAGCUGGUUCGAGCAAUGCAAGGCUGAUCAUUCGUUUUGUGCGCCAGAGAAGGGUGAAUGGCCACGUCGUGUCCUCGAUCUCGCGACUAAUCCUAUCCGCCUUGUGGAUAGCGCAUCGAUCGCAUCAGCCUCAUCACAACAUCAGGAAGGUUAUGCUUGUCUCAGUUACGCAUGGGGCACGACCGGCCCCCUCAAGACGUUGAAAAGUAAUCUCGAGACCCAUAUGCAAGGCAUCGACAUUUCGACACUCCCUCCCACCCUCGCCGAUGCCAUCCACGUGUGCAAGGCUUUUGGCUUGCGAUACCUAUGGAUUGAUGCGCUAUGCAUAGUACAAGAUGAUAUACAAGACUGGACGGACCAAAUUCCACGCAUGAAGUCCAUCUACCCAGGAGCCGAGCUGGUCAUCUCGGCACAGAGUGCAUCCAGCGUCCAGGAAGGAUUUCUGUCCCUCAGCCCUGCUGCGAAUGCACCUCUCAAACGCAUUGAGGUACCCUUUCGCAUGCCAAACGGCACGUCUCGCACAGUCCAACUCUCCAUUCGCGAGCGCGAGGAACAAUACUGGAGCAAUCCAGCACAUCAUUCGUCGCGCCCCAAUAUAGACGGUGUCGACAUUGACGAACUUCUCACCCCCCUCGCGACCCGCGCAUGGGUGUUCCAAGAGAGCUUUCUAGCGCGCAGAAUACUAUAUGCUACACCAUCUGAACUAGCCUGGCAGUGUAGCCAGCACGAGAGAUGCGAGUGUCGGAAAAAGGCAAAUGAAAACACCGUUCGAUCUGUCGCAGAAGACGAGAAUUUCUUCAACCUGCGUACUCUCGGUCAGCUACUCCGUGUAGAAGACUCCCGCGCGAACGACCAACCCAAUUUCAACCAUGCGAAACUAUGGGCUGAGAUUGUAGCACGGUAUUCGGAAAAGAGAUUGACCAAAUGGACUGAUCGCUUAGCCGCAAUACAAGGCGUAGUGGGAGCGUUGCAACAAGCCAUGCCUGACAAGUUUAAGGAGGCAGAUUACCUCUUUGGCCUCUGGGAACCACAGCUAGAAAAGUGGCUGUUGUGGCUUCGUCCCCAUCGGAAGCAGCCUGGCGACUCAGAGGCAGUUGCUACACUGAAGAAGAUGGCGCCAUCUUGGUCCUGGAUGACGACUAUUGGAAAAGUCAUGUACUAUGACUUAAUCUUUGACUCGAAUGUUGUGAUUUACACACGAGUGGCGACCUGGGAGCACAAGGAGUCUGAUAGCUCCGAGACAGAGGUAUUCGGAGCGGGCAAGUGUGAGCUGACGCUCACCGGCUUUUGCCUCCCAGUCCGGUCACCGUUUCCACUUGAUGAGGAUGAACAGGGGGAAGUGCGUUCGUACAACCCUUUCCUCAUUCCCGAACGCUUUGCAGACGUUGAUGUCAUCGGCCCCGCAGUCAUCGACAUGAUACCAGACGACCCGACGGACACAGCCGUGUUUUCCCGCGUCACGCAUUUCGCGCCUAUAUUAUGCGUCCCGAGUAGCGAUGGCUCAAAAUGGUGUUUCCAGGGCUUGUUCUUGGAGAGGAUAUCUACCGAGGGAGAGCCGUAUACGUGGGAGGAGGAUGGUCACGUUUGGGAAGCCACGUACGAGGGUACAUUCAAAAGAGUAGGGUUUGGCUACGAUGACUGCUCACAGAUGAAUCUUCACUUUGAUGAUUACCGGGACGCUUUCAAGGAGGCCUGCUCGUUUAAACUUGUUUGA
Alternaria metachromatica is the source of this 2250-nucleotide messenger RNA. RefSeq lists its product as uncharacterized. The coding region runs from base 1 to 2250 and encodes 749 amino acids. The record is from RefSeq and is a predicted model, not a curated record. NCBI's taxonomy places the organism in Eukaryota, Fungi, Ascomycota, Dothideomycetes, Pleosporales, Pleosporaceae. The transcript has 3 exons.